AUGACCGAUCCAGAAUUAGAAAUGUUUCAGGUCGAAGAGAGGAGACCGAGAUUCCAGGUGAAUCGGGUAGAAGGGAAGAACGGAAGUAAAGGAAGCUUAGACCGGGAAGGUGGACAUGAAGAAGAAUUGGAGCCCCUUAAAGCCGAAGAUGAAGAAUAUCUCGCUUCUUACUCAAAGAGUUUCCGGCACUUUACUAGGGAAGCUCUUCCCAGGAUGGACAACUAUAGGAAUAUCAUGUCCAUCCAAGCUGCAGUCAGGCCUACAUUGGAAGAACUGCACAAUGAGACUGAACAUGCCAAAGGAGCGACUAUCAUCCGAAUGAAUGGAUCAAACAGGGGACAAGGUUCAAAAGCAGAGCCAGAAGAAGGCAUUAAAUUCGGAUGGAUCAAAGGAGUGUUGGUACGGAACAUCCUCAAUAUAUGGGGUGUUAUGCUCUUCCUUCGACUCUCCUGGGUGAUUGGCCAAGCAGGAAUCGGUGAAGGUAUAAUGAUAAUUUUGGGAUGUUCUUUGGUAACCCUUCUUACCGCAAUGUCAAUGUCAGCUAUCAGUACAAAUGGUCUAAUUAAAGGAGGUGGCUCUUAUUUUAUGAUAUCACGAUCAUUAGGUCCUGAAUUUGGGGCUUCCAUUGGCCUAAUAUUUUCCUUAGCUAAUGCUGUUGCAUGUGCUAUGUACACUGUUGGUUUUUGUGAAUCUUUACUGUCUCUUCUGGCUAGUUUUAAUUAUUCUCUUGUCGAUGGUGGAGUUCAAGAUAUGAGAAUAUUUGGAUCUAUAACUAUUGUGAUAUUGCUCGCCAUUGUUGUCAUUGGAAUGGAAUGGGAAGCCAAGGCACAAAUAGGCCUCUUAGUGAUAUUGCUUGCUGCAAUUAUAGACUUUUUCAUUGGCGCUUUAAUGGGACCUCAAAAUGAUGAAUCAAAGGCUAAAGGCUUCAUUGGUUUCAGCCUUGAAACUUUCAAGGAUAAUUUUGGCUCAGAUUAUAGAUAUGAAAAUGGUGUGAAACAAGAUUUCUUUUCAGUAUUCUCCAUUUUCUUCCCAGCUGCCUCAGGAUUCCUUGCUGGUGCUAACAUAUCUGGUGAUUUGAAGGAUCCACAAAAGGCCAUUCCAAAAGGUACGAUUUUGGCCAUUUUUAUAACUAGCUUUUCGUAUCUUCUCAUGGGAGUAUUUACUGGCUCUAUGGUUUUGAGAGAUGCAACAGGAAACAUAAACGAUUUCAUAAACGGAACUUUCACCAAUUGUAGUUAUGGUAGAUGUGCUUAUGGACUCCAGAACAGUUUUCAGGUGAUGGAAUUGGUCGCUGCGUUCGGACCAUUAAUAUAUGCCGGGUGUUUCGCUGCUACUUUGUCGUCUGCGUUAGCCAGUCUCGUGUCAGCUCCUAAGGUCUUUCAAGCAUUAUGUAAAGAUAAACUUUACCCUUACAUAUCCUUUUUUGGUAAAGGUUAUGGAAAAACUGGAGAACCUGUGAGGGGUUAUAUUUUUACUUUCUUCAUUGCUUUGGCUUUUAUUUUGGUUGGUGAUUUGAAUGCUAUCGCUCCUUUGAUAUCCAACUUUUUCCUUGCUGCAUACGCUUUGAUAAAUUUUAGUACAUUCCAUGCAUCGUUUGCUAAGCCUGUCGGUUGGCGGCCUACAUUCAAAUAUUAUAACAUGUGGCUGAGCCUUCUGGGAGCUAUUAUGUGCACAGGGAUCAUGUUCCUCAUCAGCUGGUGGACGGCAUUAUUAACUCUUUGUUGCAUCCUUGCACUCUAUUUGAUUGUCAGCCAUAGAAAACCAGAUGUGAACUGGGGAUCUAGCACUCAGGCUCAAACUUAUAAGAAUGCUCUUUUAUCCGUUCAUCAACUCAAUCGUGUCGAUGACCAUGUAAAAAAUUACUGUCCACAAAUCCUUGUUUUAUCAGGGUCACCUAACUGUCGCCCACCGCUUAUUGAUUUCGCUUACCUCAUUACUAAAAAUAUAUCCCUUCUCAUCUGUGGAAAUAUUUCAGAGAGAGCCUUGCAACAGAGGACAAGGAAUAUGCUGACAUUCAAAGCUCAGAACUGGCUAUAUUACCACAAAAUCAAAGCCUUUUUUGCUAGUGUCGAUGGCACAACACUCGAGGUGGGUGCCCAGUCUCUUAUGCAGGCAUCAGGUUUGGGGAAGCUUAAACCGAAUGUUCUGAUGAUGGGGUAUAAAUCUGAUUGGCAAACAUGUAAGAAAGAGGAACUUUCAAUGUAUUUUAAUGUCAUAAACAAAGCUUUGGAUUUGUAUUUGUCCCUGGCUAUUCUUCGUUUACAAGAAGGCUUAGAUUACUCUGAUGUAUUGAAAGAAUCGGAAGUAGUAAAUAUAACUGCGGAUAACAACAUACCCACCAAAACCAAGGAAGAUGCUGAAGUUAUGACCAGAAAUGUCUCCUAUUCUCAAAUUUCUCAAGCUAGCAGUACUAGUGAUUUAUCUGUCCCUUCGACUCCUAUUACCUCCAGAUCUGCUGUUAAUAAGAAUCCAAAUGUUGAAAAUGAAACUCCAGUAGCUAAAUCGACACCAAAAGAGGAAAAAGAAUAUCAUUUCUCAAGAGCUAAUUUAUACAAAAAUGCUGGAGGAGUAGAACUACCCAAAGAAGUUCUUAACAAUUUAACCCAAUUCAGGAAGAAACAGAAGAAGGGGAUCAUUGAUGUCUGGUGGUUAUAUGAUGAUGGAGGGUUGACAUUGCUACUGCCAUAUAUCAUAAGUACUAGAAGCGCUUGGGUAGAUUGUAAGCUUCGAGUAUUUACUCUAGCAAACAAAAAAGAUGAUCUUCUCUUCGAACAAAGAAGUAUGGCGAGUUUAUUGUCUAAAUUUCGAAUUGAUUACUCUGAUUUGAAAGUGAUCCCUGAUAUAACAAAGAAACCUCUGGAUUCAACAGUUUCCUAUUUCCAGUCACUUAUUCAGCCUCUUGGAAAAAAUGGUUCUGGUGCAGCUGUUACAGAAUCUGAAUUAGAAGCAGUACAAGAUAAAACAAAUAGGCAUCUGAGGUUGAGAGAAUUGCUGCUUGAAAACUCUUCAAAUUCUAAUUUAAUUGUCAUGACUCUUCCGAUGCCGAGGAAAAACAUCAUUACUGCAUCACUAUACAUGGCGUGGUUAGAAGUACUGACUAAAGAUAUGCCGCCGUUUCUACUAGUUCGGGGGAAUCAGCAAUCAGUGCUCACAUUUUAUUCGUAA
Nezara viridula (southern green stink bug) is the source of this 3165-nucleotide messenger RNA. The record is from the annotation of a GenBank genome assembly. NCBI's taxonomy places the organism in Eukaryota, Metazoa, Arthropoda, Insecta, Hemiptera, Pentatomidae.